Molecule: messenger RNA, 8376 nt
Organism: Schistocerca gregaria
Lineage: Eukaryota; Metazoa; Arthropoda; Insecta; Orthoptera; Acrididae
Product: dual specificity calcium/calmodulin-dependent 3',5'-cyclic nucleotide phosphodiesterase 1-like
Exons: 14
Coding region: 282-2216 (644 amino acids)
Biological process (GO): signal transduction
Molecular function (GO): 3',5'-cyclic-AMP phosphodiesterase activity
Source: RefSeq, a predicted model, not a curated record
CAGGCGCAGUUAAUUCACUAUAAAUGGCUUACAGUGUUUCAUGUAUGCUACUUCAAGUAUUAAAACAUAUUGAUAAGCUCUUCCAGUUCACAGAAAUUCGUUCACUUCAGAGAUAAUUAUUCUUUGCAGAUAGCAUAAUUAUCGUUGGCAUUGGUCAGAUGUCUUUCAACUUUGCGAAAUGUGUAUGGUGUCUGAUUACCAUGUAGCUGUCAAUAGAGCUCAAACCAACAGUUUUGUUCCGCUGUCGCCUACUUGAAUGAUGUGAAUAGACCCGGCUGCAAAUGGACAAAUGUGCGUGUGGACGGAAAUUAUUACCCGAGCAAGGCUCGCUGACGAUCGUCCGCCGCAGCAGCGGCAAAGGAGGCGGCGGUGGCAACAGCGGCGGCGGGGGCGCCAGCGGCAGCGGCAGCGGCAACGGCGCCAGGGCGGGCCCGCUCGCCAGGGGCGCGUCCGCUGUCGCUGACGACGACGCCCUCGACGCCGUCGACCUGUCCACCGACAACCUGCCUGCCGUCGACACGCCGGACGCCUGCGACAAGGCUGCCCUCAGGCUACGCUGCCUGUUGCGGCAGUUGCAGAGGGGGGAGAUUUCCGCGGAAAUCUUGCAGAAGAACCUCCAUUAUGCGGCACGCGUCCUCGAAGCGGUAUUCAUCGAUGAAACCAAGGAGCGCGCCGCCGACGAGGAGCCGUCGCGCAAGCCGUCGGCGCUGGGCCCUCGCCACGGGGAGACUGCCGCGACCUGCGCGGCCUCUGCCGCCCAGCCCGUGCAGCGCCGCCGCCUGCGGACGCCUGUCUGGGCAAGAUUUCUCGACGAAAAACUAAAGGCAGCCGCCACUCUUGUUAGUAGGCGGCUGGCGGACGAGGACGACGAGCUGUCGGAGGUGCAGCCGGACGCGGUGCCGCCAGAGGUGCGCGAGUGGCUGGCGUCCACCUUCACGCGCCAGCUCGCCACGACGAGACGCAAGGCCGACGAGAAGCCCAAGUUCCGGUCGGUGGCGCACGCCAUCCGCGCCGGCAUCUUCGUCGACCGCAUCUACCGCCGCGUCACCAGCACCUCGCUUAUGCAGUUCCCGCCCGACGUCGUUAAAGUGCUCAAGACACUGGACGAGUGGUCAUUUGAUGUGUUUGCACUUAGCGAGACAGCCACAAAUAUGCCUGUCAAGUAUCUUGGGUAUGAUCUCCUCAAUCGAUAUGGGAUGAUACAUAAGUUUAAGGUUCCACCUUCCACACUGGAGGCAUUUCUCACACGAAUAGAGGAAGGUUAUUGUCGUUACCGGAAUCCAUAUCAUAACAACUUACAUGCAGCUGAUGUGGCACAGACCGUCCACUAUAUGUUGUGCCAAACAGGGCUCAUGAACUGGCUAACAGAUCUGGAGAUAUUUGCAACCCUUGUUGCAGCUUUAAUUCAUGACUAUGAACAUACAGGUACAACCAACAACUUCCAUGUCAUGUCAGGCACAGAGACAGCAUUAUUAUAUAAUGAUCGUGCUGUCCUAGAAAAUCAUCAUAUAAGUGCCUCUUUUAGGGUGAUGCGGGAUGAGGAAUGUAACAUCCUCCAAAAUCUGUCCCGUGAAGAGUUUCGGGAGUUCCGCACCCUUGUUAUUGAUAUGGUUUUAGCAACAGACAUGAGUUUCCAUUUUCAGCAGCUGAAAAACAUGAGGAAUCUCCUGACACUCGCUGAGGCCAGUGUGGACAAGUCCAAGGCUCUUUCACUGGUGCUUCACUGUUGUGACAUAUCACAUCCUGCUAAGCGAUGGGAUCUCCACCAUAGAUGGACUUCUCAACUUCUUGAGGAGUUCUUCAGACAAGGAGAUAAGGAACGUGAGUUAGGACUGCCAUUCAGCCCUCUAUGUGAUCGCAACAACACACUUGUUGCUGAGUCACAGAUCGGUUUCAUCGAAUUUAUUGUUGAGCCAAGCAUGGCAGUAUGCAGUGAUAUGUUGGAAGCAAUUUUGGGUCCACUUCAUUCAUCUUGUAAACCAACAUCUGCUGAAAGCAUCCAGAGUACAGGAUCAGAAAAUGCUGAAAUUGACAGAAAUAAGAAUGGGUCCACACGGAGCCCAGAACGAGGCCAGAAGUAUACAAUUAAAAAGCCAUGGAUUGGUUGUUUAGCAGAAAACAAGAGGAUAUGGAAGGAACAGGCAGCUAAAGAUGCUGAAGCUCGUGCUCAACAACAACAAAAUGCUGAGGAAAACAACCCUACAGAUGUGAAAUAAAGUUAUUUCAGAACUUCAGCAAGAUCACUGCACUUGACUGAUGAAGCUAAUGAUAUGUUUUAGCUCUAGGCAAGUUGAAGUUUGAACAAAAUAUUAAAGAGCUGGUGAACCUGUUUAGCAAUCAGAAGUGUGUUCCUUACAGAUAUUCAAAAUGUAUGUACUGCAUUUCAAAACCUCCAUUAUGCAGCACACUGAAUCUGUUGUAUCAUAGCUGCAACUGAUAAGCAACUGCAGAGAAAAGAGUGUAGGGUAUCAGGAAGCUGAUAACCAUGGAGGGAAACAGAAAGGGGAGCAUUAGUUUUGAAGUGAUUUGGUGUUGAUUAAAGUUCAUUUACAAUAUGUCAGAAGAUACCUGGAAAAAGCUAUUGUGUUAUUCCAUUAACUCCAAAACAUACUUUUUUCACAAAAUGACAUAUUGAUAAAAUUUUAAAUAUUUUUAUUUAUUUCAUUUUGGUUUUAAAAUAACAGACUCAAUAAUUGGAUCACUUCUAACAGUGACUGGUGAGUUCAUAAAAUCAGUAUUCUCUCACACUGUUAUAUCUGUCUUAUUUUAAUUAAUAUUUGCAUAAAUAUGUCAGUAAUUACACAUUUUUCUUUCAGUUUCUCAGAUGCUAGAAAUGUCUUUGUUAUUAUGUACAUUUUAAAUAUUACUAAUUCAUUUUGUUACAUUUUAAGUAACUCAAAGACUGAUGUUAUAUUUCACUUAUAUUAAGUUCACUGUUACCACUCACAAGGUGCACUUCAAUUGAUUAUUUGUUACAAUCCUGACUAAAAGAAAAAGAGGUUAUCCACAAUUUGGGAUAUUUCUCUAUCUGUUUCGUACACAGUAAAUAUGAGCCAGUUCCUACAGUUAUUAUUAUAAAUUAUGUGACAGAGGAUCAACCAGUGUAACUGAGUGCUCCUUGAUGUACUGUAUUUCUACCUAAAUUAAAAUAAUCUUGUGUUAUUGUAAGACAUUCAGGAAAGGUAUGCUUAAAAAUAUUACUGAAUCUGGAAAUGGUUGUAUCAGGUAUCAUUCUAAUACCAUCAUGGUAGCACUCUUUCUCAAGUUAAUCUUUGUUGUAGGUGUAACAAUGAGACAUGAAACAUUACAACUAUGACAGAGUAAACAUGCCUUUGUACUUUGAAAAUUCUGUGAAAGUACAAUGAGCAUUCCUAAGAAAAUUGAACUCUACUUACCUUGAAUGUCAACACCAAUUAAUUUAUAUUUUAUAAGGAUUCACAUUGAUAAAAUGUACUUCUGAAUUUUAUACAUGCUUUUCCAAGCCGUGAAUAACUUUAAUUAGUAAUUUCAUUUCAUAAUAAUUGUUGCUAUUAAAAGAAUGUAAGAGUCACGAGUUGAGCUUACCAACAGAUUGCAAAUAAGAAAGUAUAGAUAAUGAAAUUCAGUGAAAACCACACGAGUCUAAUGUGAUGGGGCAGUUUUCAUAGAAAUUCAAAAUUAAAAAAAAAAAUCACUGUUACUUUACACAGCUCUAUAAUCAGUUAAAAUAUAAAAUAAAUACUGCAUAAUAAUGUAUAAGACAAGUAGCACAGAAUAUAAGGGUAUUACUGAAGAGCAAUAUUUUGUAUAAAACGGAUACUCACAAUAUUAAUAGCGAAAUGAAAUGUAUUAUCUUGUGAUUUUUUGUAGGCUACAGAACACUUUGUGCAUAGUGUGUCUCAGUAUAAAUACUUCACAUGACAUAGCAUUUGCACUGGAAUAUUUAUACUGUGAAUUUCAUAUAUUUUGCAAGUACAGAAAUAUUCUUGGAAUUGAUAUAUGUCACAUGCAGUGCAAGAUGUUUGAAUUUCAGUUUUUAGUUUCUGUCUAAAAUAAAAUAUUUUGAAAUUGAUGUGUGGAUCACUGAAAAGCAGUAGUGUUUUGCAUACAAAAAUAUGGUUUCAUUUUACAAUGAUCUCCUAAACUAAAUUAAUUCUUCAUAUGUAUUAGACAUUUUUGUAUGAGUUCCUCAUUUAAUUAUUUUGGUUUCACUUUGUUGUAUACCUGUAUAAUGUCACAGAGAUAAAAGGAAUUCAUGUAUGAGUUUUGAUACAUCUCAACUGUUGUGAAUCUUGUUCUGCUCUUAAUUAUUUCACUCUUUGACAAUAUAUAUUUAUAGUCAUAAAUGUAGGAAUAUGUAUAUCCUACUUUAUUUUCCACAGAUCAGCUGGAAUAGGUACAAAAAUUAUAUGGACACACAAACUCAGCUCUCAGAGCUCUCAGAUAUGUAAGAUCACAAAUACCAGCCUCAGCUGUUAUUGUUCUGUGUGCUAGGUCUUCUGCAUUUAGUGUAAACAGUGUUGAAUUUUGCCAGUCUAGGACAUCAUAACUAGAUACUUUUAGAGUGCAUUAUAAUUAGUUAUUAAUGUGAAACAUGAGUCCUGGUUACAUCAUUUCAUUUUACUUUGAAACUGUGCAACAAUAGUUUAUUAUGCUAUAUGCAUUUUGCCACUAAUUUCUUAAAUCUUAAUUGUGAGCUCUUUGUUCUGUAAUUGAUAAUAUUGCAAUCCCCUGUCCCAUAACCCUUUAAACAUGACAAGAUAUGGUUGUAAUAUUAUGCGUAUUUCUCAUAUUAUAUUAUAUGGUUAAGAGUUCUGCUCUUACACUUUGAUACUUAAUUACAGAAGCAUCUUUUGAACAAUGUGUGAAAGAAGGAGAAAGAAACCAUGAAACACCAGUGUUUUACAACAGUUAAUAUUCAAUAACAAUGAUACAUAUUUGGUUCCAUAGCAGCUGUCUACCCCUAAACAUUAACUCAAAAUCCACUUCAAGGAAAGAAAUGUUCUCUAAAUGCAAGAGAAAACUGCAGGCACAAGCGAAGUCUGUUAGUAGUUCGACCAGUUUGUCAGAAAAUGGCGAAACAGCUUAGGGAUGUUUCUUGUUUCAGAGAGCAACAGAAAAUCAACAGAUAUUUACAAACUCAACACUAAGAACUGCACAUUUUAAAGAUUGUUAUUUAAGGUAAUCUUUAUAUGUGCUUUGAUUUACAAUUGGUUUUGACUGUUGUUGUAACUGAAAUUUUUUGAGAAACCUAUAUAACAGCAUGUUCAUAGCAGUUGUAAUGAACCUUUCUUUGACUAUCAGUAUAUUGGUAGACUUCAUAGCCAUGACUUAUUUGAAUAAAAGUUGGAAUACCUUCAUUACUUGAAGUACAUCAUCAAAUUUUGAAUGAUAUACCAUUUAAAUUCGUAAUGAAAAUGUAAGCAGUUCAAUUGAUUUUCUAAAAAAAAAAUACAAUUUUGAAUUUUGUGUUUUUGGAAAGGUGUAAACAUAUGUUCCUGGCCACAGAGACAUGUAUCUGGCUGCUAAGCAAAGCACAUUCAUACUAAAUCAUAAAUCUUAGACCAAAGUAUCACAAAGCUGAUAGGGAUACACAAUUAAUCUUUCUACAAAAUACUUAUGUUUUCUGUUAUCCAGUGUUAUGAUUCAAGUGUUUAUGAUUCAAGUUCAUAUUUGCUGACCCAAAAGGAUAAAUUUCUCUAUGUUAUCUACUACAAAAUUGUAAACAUCCUGAGAAAUUAUUUCCACAAAUCAGUAGUGUUGUCCUUCCAUGAAUUUAGUUUCCCUUGACAGAAUUCUUUUGAUUUAGUUUGAAAAAAACUUCCCAGUUUUGUCUAAAUUACAAAGUAUUUUAGUUCCAGGACUCUCCAUUAUGUUAACUAUAUUCUGUGACAGUAGGUAAGGCUUCUGAAUAUAGAAAUUUUAAUGGUUUAUUAAAACCUUUGUUGUAUGAUUGCUUAGCACAUAAUUAAUAAUGUGUACUGUAAAACAGAAGCAAAUAGUUCAUAUGCUGUCUCAGAUAGCACCUGUUAAUGAAAUGUCUGCCAGAUAAGGUGCUUUUGAUUCAAAACUGAUAACAGUUGUGAUAACACAGAAUUAUUAUUAAUGAUUACCAUACCAAACAUACUACAGUUCAUUCAUCCUCUGUUCUUCUCCUCUCUGCAUGUAGACAAAAUGAAUCCUUAUGAUUUACUAACAAAAUAGUUGUCAUUGCUAUUUUUGUUCACCAUUUUAGAAGAACCGCAGAAUGCCUAAAUACAUACUUUACACAGCAUGAAUAUAUUCUUCGUUUAAUACUCGUUUUGUGUUAGUCUCAACAUCUAUAUUUUAAUGCACACUAUUUUUCUUAAAAGGGAUGCUCUGAUGCCUAGUAAUUAUCAUUUAUUGCCACCAUCUACUUCAAAUGGUCUAUGCAUUACCUAGAUGAAUAUGAAUCCUUUCCAUCUUUUGCAUAUCAUAACCCAGUCAUCGACGCUGCCUUGAUGAGAAGGAUUCAAUGAAAUAGUAAGAAAUGGUACUUCAGUCUCUCUUUCUACACAUUGCUUCAUUCUCAUUCAAGUAUUUAGAGUGAUUAUUUCUUCUAAGGUCACUUACAUUUCUUACUCUUUUCCAUAUCCUUAUUCCAGACCAUUCUAAUUCUUCUCAUGCAGGAAUUGCCUAAAUGAUCCAACAUCUAGUUGUACAUCUGUAUGCCCAACACCCUUACUAUAAUUUCUGUGUUAACAAUUCUUUCUCAGAUUUUGCUGUGAUUUCUCCAUACAUACGAGAAAUAGUUUCUGAGGAUCUUUGUUUAAACUGAUAUUUGAGUCUUGUCUGUCUAAAGUGACUUUUUGAGUUUAUUUGGUCAUUUAGUAUGUGCAUAUUAUCUGUUUUUCCUAUUGUCACAAUGACAAAGUGAAGACAAUUGGAUCUACAUUAGUCAUCGUAUAUGUGUAAAUUUUUUUUUUUUUUUUUUUUUUUUUUUUUUUUUUUUUUUUUUUUUUUUUUUUCCCCCCCUCCCAUGACGAUAUCUAUUAGUGUUAUCGUAUGCCUAUUACAUAUGUUGCUAGCCUUUCUUUGCAGUAAGAAUAAAUUAUGUUGACAAUAGGUUAUGCUUCUCUCUAACACAUCUAUAUUUGGCUUUACUUUCUCUUAAAGAAACAUAAAGGAAAGAAAGAAAUUCUUGCAACCAUUUAACACCUCAUUUUAAUUAAUUGCCUUAACAUUUCCUGUGGUGUAUUUGCAUUUCAUUCAUCAAUUUCUAGUAUCUGCAGUUCCCUUCUCUCCGCUGAUCAUGAAUAUUUCUUAACAUAAAUAUGGUUCUCUUUCACUGAAUUCAAAUUACAAUGUAGAAAGUCAUAGUAUGAACUCAGUACAUUGACUGUACUUCUUGUAAUUUACAGAUAUUUUAGUAAACCUUCAUAUUAUUUAAAAAAGGUAUUAUGCUCUAUAUAUAUUCUACACUGGAUGUAAAAAUAUUUCUUCUUGAUUCUAAAAACAACUGGAUGUAGGUCGUCAAGAGAUAUGUGAUAUGUAUCUCCUGGUGUCCUACUUUAUUGUGAUUACAGUCCAUCAGCAUCAUUGAUCAAUAUGUCACUGAAAGUAUUUACUCUUUCUACACAGUUUGAAAUACUACUUCUUUAAUUCAGUUGUUCAAAUAUAAAGACCCAAUGGAUCAUCAAUUCUUAGUGGCACUCAAAUUGUCUUCAGUGACCCCAUGACUGUCACCGAAGUGAGUAUUCUAAUGUCCCUAAAAUUAUUUAUGAAGGUGAAUAGUGUGUUCUCAGUGUUCAUUUUGCUACAAUUUCUUGCACUGGAACAUUUUCUGCAGAUGCACAUACAUAACAAUCUUAAUCUAACAUUGAAAAUAAUAUGCAUUUUUGGUCAUUGGAAUGUACCAGGCACAGAGUUGAUUCUUCAGGUCUAAAGAUACAGAAUUCUAAACAUAAAAUGUGCCUUCCAUGUUGUAAAUAAAUAAUGAUUGUAAUAAUGAUUCUGUGAAACAUGGCUUUUAUCUUGAAACUGACUGGGUUAUAUAUUUUGCAAAGUUACAAAUGAGAAGGCAUCUGUUUAUGGUACAGGCACAUUUUUGCAUUCAGAUUUAAUUUUAAGGAAAACAGAGGUUCUUGAGGACAUAUUCAUUUGGCUCCAAGGGAACUGUAGGUCAAACCAUGAGGGAGAAAGAGCAAAAUACAUAAAAUCACUUAUUUCAAAUCUAUAUCCUGGGUAGUGUGCUGUGUUAUCACUGCAGCUAAUUUUAUAGUACUUAAAUAGCUUGUAAAGAAAUAGAAAAAUGAUAACAUCCAUUUUGUAUUUAUAGCACUGUUGUGAAUGUAAUUUUGAAUUUGCAUGUUACCAUCAGAGUACAGCAACAGUUUCUUAAUAUUGUUGCAAUUUCACUUUUUUUACAUCACUAGU